AUGGAACCUAAGUCAUUGUUCAACUUUGUCAUCUGGGGCCUACUUCAAAUUUCUGCCUAUAUUGUUCGUCAGCUUCCAUUGCCUAUGGGUGUACGAAUAGACCAGGCAAAGUUUACGUCUGCAUUCACCAUGCAAGACAAUAUGACAACCAUCACUGCUGAACCUUGGCCUGAAGCUCCAGAUGGUUCGGUCUCUGAUCCCAUUUUACCAGGGGAGAUUGAGGUUGAUGGGAUGGAUCCAUCUGUCAAAGCAGCUCAUAUUCGCAAAAAAAUCCACAUGGAAUGGAUUGACCACAAAGCCAAUAUGGCCAGCUUUAUACCAUCCCAGUGGGGCCACGUUAAGGACUACACAGAUACGACAAGUCAAGAUACAGAAGUUGAUAGGCCAAAACAUGUGGGUGGUGGCAUCAGCAGGAAAAACAAGAAUGAAGGUCAAAACCGGGAGAGGGAGCUUCAACUGCAAGGCUUGGAAGAAAAAAACCCAUAG
Messenger RNA from Laccaria bicolor S238N-H82, 486 nucleotides. RefSeq lists its product as uncharacterized. The record is from RefSeq and is a predicted model, not a curated record. Lineage: Eukaryota; Fungi; Basidiomycota; Agaricomycetes; Agaricales; Hydnangiaceae. The transcript is spliced from 3 exons. The coding region runs from base 1 to 486 and encodes 161 amino acids.